This is a messenger RNA of Penicillium oxalicum, 5649 nucleotides long. It is a transcript of the gene sec16, whose product is annotated as COPII coat assembly protein SEC16. The record is from RefSeq and is a predicted model, not a curated record. Bases 1 to 5649 code for a protein of 1882 amino acids. Lineage: Eukaryota; Fungi; Ascomycota; Eurotiomycetes; Eurotiales; Aspergillaceae. Gene Ontology annotation, biological process: autophagy; Golgi organization; COPII vesicle coat assembly. Gene Ontology annotation, cellular component: endoplasmic reticulum exit site; ER to Golgi transport vesicle membrane. The transcript is spliced from 2 exons.
AUGGCGCAGCAGACAGCACCUUCAGGUGACUUGAGCUCAUGGAAUCCUGCCUGUCGGCCAGAAGGCGAUCAUUCCGGCCAUACGGCGGGUCCUGAUCAAAAUGCAUCGUUGGAACCCCUAAACAGUGCAGGUUUCCACUCACACCAUGCCUCGGCCGUGCCACCAUCCGAAUACGAUGAAGCCCUUACAACAUCCACUGAAAGCACACGGGAACUCGAACAGGCCUCAGCUGAAGAAGCGAUCGUCACCGCAGCGGAAACCAACGUGAUUGACCAAGGUGCCAGUUUCGCGAAUGCUCAAGAAGCAAACGGCGCAGCGGCGGAGGACAUUGAUGACACAGCGACGAACCUGCAAACAGAGAAAUUUUCUGGAGAGCCUGACUCUUCUUCAAUCCCGGCGUCCACUAUCCUGAACGAAGAAGCUGUCCCUCUCUCAUCCGAUGCCCUUGGAUUGCAGUCUCCAACAGUUGCCGACAAUGAUUCGGACAAACCAAGGCUCCAAACCUCUGGCUCGGAGGACCCGGAAAUCACGGAGGAAAAUGCGAAUAAUGAGAUGGAACACCCGGGCGCCCAGUGGGAUUCGCAAAUGCAACUAUCACAAUCGCAGAUCGGCUCCCAGUAUGAGCCAAGAGAGCAGCCAAGCAAACACGAUCCAACUACCGGCGAGUUUACCUCACAAGCCGAUCCGUGGAAUAUGGAGGAGCGGAAUGAGGUCGAUUCAGAUGGGGACGAUUUUUUCAACCAACUAAAGACUCAAACUAAGCCCAUUUUUGCCCCGCCAGAGUCAGAGUCCCGAUUUGAGGAGGGCCUUCCGCUGUUAGAAGAAGACGACAAAGCACCUUCCGCACCCGAGGACGCAGCCUUUCAAGGAGGGGCGGACCUAUUUGCCCAGGACGAUGAAAAUGCAGACGACUUCUUCAGCUCACCUCAAAAAGAUGAGGCAAGUGAUGCUCCCCCUUUUGAAAUAUCUCGCAAGUCCACUUCGCAAGUGAUGGAGUCGGCCGGACUUUUGAUCGAAUCACCGCAAAGUGACUCAGAGGCUGCUGCUCUAUUUGAAGAUGCUUUGAAAGCUGCGUCCUCGUCUAAAGUCGCCGAGCAGAACGAGAGUACUGUAGAGCCCUCGGAGGACGAUCUCGCCGCACGCUGGGAGGCAGAACUGAGCGAUACUGGAGAAGAUGAACUGGUUGCUAGGUGGGAAGCGGCUUUGGAUCUAGACGACGACGAUAUGCUACUUGAUAAUGAUCCAACCUCGCUCGCUUCGGCUGGACCACAGGCUAGCUCCUCACAGCAACAAUAUACCCCACAGAGUGGGAACAUCUAUAAUGCCAACGUUGGCACUCCGAGUGCCCCCGGAUUUUCCGGGACUUCUGGAGGUGCCAAUCAGUUUGGGCUGGCCUCGGGCAAAUAUACACCUCACCAACCCACGACGGCGGAUCUAGUGGGCAGGUUAUCUUUGCCAGGGGCAUCCUCAGCAUUGAAUUUGGCACCGCCGUCAAUGCUUUCCCAGCCGCCUGCUAACCCUGUGCUUCCACGAGGAGAGAGCUUUGCAGAGCGGCCUAAGGAGGGUUACAGAUCACCCUAUGACUUACCAGAAGACCUAGCCAGACCAAGACGGACAUUGACCACUCAAAAGUCAGCGCCUGUGCUUGUGCCUCCACCGAUGAGCGUACCGCAAGUUGGAAUUUCUGCUGCCACUGGCACCCUACCACCUGCAGCACCGCCAGUCCAGAAGAACUUCUACGAAGAGUUGCCUUUGCCAGUUCCGAGGUCUCGACCUGCAUCCACUUCUGGCCGCUACUCGCCCAUGCCAGGCACUGCCCAGGCUUCUGAGUCUGUCGGCACCCCUCCACCGCCACAAAAUUCGUACGCACCGCUCGCCACAUCCCAGGUUGAUUCUCACCUGCAGCCUUCCCUUCAGCUGCCACAUCGCGAGGAUCCAUAUACAACGCCAUCCUUGUUGGGUUCGAGCGCACCAGCUGGCCCGCCUGCUGCAUCUCGAUACUCUCCGCAGCCACCAGCCCUGCAACCACCAGCAAGGGCUCAAUCGAUUUCAAGAUAUUCUCCCGCCCCGUCAACCUCAGGCCCGGCUGGCCGUAGUCGAUAUGCUUCUCAGCCUUUGGCGGUUCCGGGCCACGUCAACAAUUUGCCCUUCCAGCCACGGACUUCGAGCCCACUUGCACACCAUGAAAAGUCUACGUACCAACCCGGUGCUGAGAAUCCUUAUCCGCUACAGCCGCCAUCGUUGCAGCCGUCGGUCGACCUAUCUCCGCCUCGUGCACAGCGUGGUAGCGUUGACCAAGGGUCAUCAUACGCUCCCCAAUCGCCGGAUGAGAACGGUGGCUUGGAAGGUUCGAGUGUUCAAAACACGAAUCGGCAGAUCCACCCGUCUCAAAAUCGAUAUGCACCUCCAGAGUAUGUCAACGAAUUCGCGCAACGGCUAGCACCGGUCAAAACAAACGAGCACGACCAGGCGACUGUGAUGCUGCCUUCAUCACAACAAGUGGUUGAGCAACCGUCUGCUCCUCCCCCUCGUCGAUCCCAAACCUCCUCGCCGGGUCAACAAUUGAUAAGCCCUCGCGGAACCCUUCCUCAGCUCGCACCGGUGCCGCGCCCCGCAUCGGUGCAUGGUUCGGCAUCGCCCACGAAGGCGACGAAUCCUUACGGAUCGUUGCCAACAGCGAUUCAAUCUUCUGCCAGAGGGUACACCCAGCACCUGGAGUUUAUUGCUCCAACCGACGGCCAAGAGACCGAUCCUCUUGAAAGAUGGAGAGGUGCGCCAAUUUUCAAGUUCGGGUUUGGUGGUGCAGUGGUAUCCUGCUUCCCUAAACACAUUCCUCGGUACUCAGUCGGGCAGAUCAGCCCGAUGAUCAAGCCUACGCCAGGAGAACCGAGACUGUCGAAAGCCAACGAAGUCAUUCCGUUCUCAGAGACUGUAGUCCAGCACCCGGGGCCAUUGAAGUCCAAGUCCAAGAAGAAGGAUGUCAUUGCUUGGCUCUCGAGCAAAAUUGCGGCGUUUGAGAAUGAAGUUUCCGAGGUGUAUGAGGGCUCUCACGCCGAUGUGACGAAGCGGGCCGAAGAGAAGAUCUUGCUCUGGAAGGUCGUCAGACUUCUGGUGGAGAACGACGGAAACUUCGAGGCUUCGAUUGAAUCGAAAAACUCGCUUCGUCAGAUUUUCGUACCAAAUCCUCCCAGUCUCGAAGCAGAAAAUCCUUCGGCAAGCGAUUUUGGACCUGCUGCAACGUUUGCGACCUUUGGCGCUCCAUCCAAACCAGAUGUGGCAGCUGAUCCUGAGUGGAUGAGAGAGCUUCGCGCCUUGUUGCUCGUCGGCGAAAGAGAAAAGGCUGUCUGGGCGGCGGUCGACCGCCGUAUGUGGGGACAUGCACUGAUCCUUGCGUCGACCAUGGAUCGAUCAAUCUGGAAACAGGCAGUCCAAGAAUUUGUUAGGCGUGAAAUCAAAUCCACAGCUGGCAACACGGAAUCUCUCGCUGCCCUUUACGAGAUUUUCGCCGGAAAUGUCGAGGAAAGUGUGGACGAGCUAGUUCCUCCAUCCGCGCGAGCAGGACAUCAGCUUAUUAGUAUCAAUGACCGGCAAGGUGCCACAAAGAAUGCUCUCGAUGGCCUGGAUAGCUGGAAAGACACUGUUGCCAUGGUGCUUGGAAAUCGCAGCUCUGAUGACCAAUCUGCAUUACUUGCACUAGGUCGUUUGCUGACUUCCUACGGCCGCGUGGAGGCCGCGCACAUUUGUUUCUUGUUCUCUCGCAGCGCGGUCUUCGGCGGUGCUGACGAUCUGCAAGCGAACAUUGUUCUUCUCGGAUCAGAUCACCAGCGUCAAUCAAGCUCACUACUAGAUGAAGAUGCUAUUCUGUUGACUGAGGUAUAUGAAUUUGCUACUGCCGUCUUGGGAAACUCCACCGCAGCCACACUACCUCAUCUUUUGGCCUUCAAGCUCGUACACGCAAGGCAACUUGCAGACAGAGGCCGCAAAACUGAGGCUCAGGCCUACUGUGAUGGGGUUGCUUCAUCGUUGAAGUCAACGACCCGCCCCUCGCCUUAUCAUCACCAACAUCUAUUCUCAGAGGUUGACGAGCUUUCUGCCCGUCUUCGCCAGACCACGACUGAUAGUGGUUCCUGGAUCUCAAAACCGAGCAUGGAAAAGGUCUCCGGGUCCAUGUGGGCUCGCUUUAACAGCUUCGUUGCUGGUGACGAUGCUGAUGCGGCGUCAACGGGCCUGGGUAAAGCUGGCGAGGCGGGGGACCACGGUCCAUUUGCCAAUAUUGCAGGAACACCCACUGUCAGUCGAUCGCCUUCAGUCUCUGAUCUUUAUGGAUCAUAUCCUGGCGGAGGAGCUACUCAACCUGUACCUACUCCUGCUGCCGGCCCUUCUAAAUACAUGCCAAGCCAGUAUGCCCCCAACGCGUCACCCGAACAGUUUCGAGGGCGGUCUUCGCUCGACUCACAAAGAUCUCCCUCCUUUGGUGGUGCUCCAUUCACUCAACGCCGAGCCUCACAAGAGUACCCUGCUACUCCGGUCGAGAGUUACGCACCCAUGUAUGGUUCUCCUGGAACAAAUCCGGGCUAUUUGUCCACCCCUCCGCAGACAUCAUACAUGCCUCUCGCCCCAGUUGAGGAGGAUGUGACCUUCCAGCCCCAUGCAGACCCGACACCGUCCACCCAAACCGCUUCCCUUUCAAACGGGAUCUCUUACCAGCCUGCUGGUCAGUCCGAUGAGCAGCGAAUCGAGUCUCAUGCGACUGCGAUGUCAGAUUCUCCCUACUACCAGGAGCCUCAGGCUGCUUUGCAGUCUGAAGAAUCGUCAUACAUGCCUCCGCCAGGUAAUGCAUAUGCUCCCCCUUCAUAUGCCGCCCCCGACUUCGACUCUACCACCGAGGUGACAGAAGAGCCGUCCGAAGAGAAUACCAGACCAGAUGUUCGGAAGAAGAAGAAGUCAUUUAUGGAUGAUGAUGACGACGACGACCUCGCUGCGAGGGCCGCGGCUAUGCAAAAGGCUGAAAAUGAUCGAAAGGCAGAUGAGGCAUUCCGAAAAGCUGCUGAAGAAGACGCCAAAAAAGAUGCGCAGCAGUCCGCGAAGAAGGGAUGGUUUGGCGGCUGGUUUGGGGGUGCAAAGAAAGAAGCCGAUCAUACUGGUGGCGGUCCAAUCAGGGCCAAGCUUGGGGAGGAGAGCUCAUUCUACUACGACAAAGAUUUGAAGAAAUGGGUCAACAAGAAAGAUCCUGGCUCUGCCUCCGCUGCUCGUGCCACGCCGCCUCCUCCACGAAGCUCUGCUCCACCGAGCCGAGCUGCUAGCUCCAGUAGUGUACCCCCUCCUCCAGGUGUACCUCCUAUGUCCGGUCCUGGUAGCCGACCCCAGUCCGCUGCCAGCAGCAAUGUUUCAGGUGCACCCCCACUGUCCAGCUUUUCAUCGUCUGCGCUCGGCGUACCACCGCCUCCUGGGAAUAUGCCUCGUUCCGUCUCAACUGGUGCAGCGGCGCCUACGCCACCUGGUAGCGCCGCUGGCCUUCCUCCGCGGCCCGCUUCUUCUUUGACCAACGCUAAUUCUAUCGAUGAUCUCCUUGGUGCCCCCGUUGCGCGUAAGGGAAAUGCUGCGAAAAACAAGAAGAAAGGCCGCUAUGUUGACGUGAUGGCGCCAUGA